UUGUAAUGUGUUUUUUAAAGACUUAAGUUAGUCACAUGUUGUUCGAAAUAAUUGUUUAAGGUAUAUACUAUUAUCUAUAAACCCAUGAGAAACGAUUCCACAGAGUCUGUUCAGUGCCACAGUUUUCUUUUAAACCAACAAUAUGGUGCUUCGCCAUUUUUAAGCGAACUCAAAUCAUUAUUCUCCAAGCCAUUCCACAGAGUAUGUUCCCACAUUAUACGCACAGUUGAUGGAUUCCAGCUUUGUUACGCUGCAAAAACGUGGCACGGAGGUUUUGUGGGCAUGAUGAUAUUUGGAGCUAGUGAAGUGAGCGGGAACGUGGAUCUGGGUGACGAGACGACCACCAUGAUGUGCAAGUUUGUGGUUAGAGCCUCAGAAGCAUCAAUCACAAAACAGAUAGAGUCAGAUCUUCAGGGGUGGUGUGAUGAUAUAACGGAUGGGGGCGUUGAGUAUAUUCCAGAGGAUGAAGUGAAAGCAACAGCAGCUGAGAAACUGAAAAUCUCAAUGAAGAAGAAGAAGAAGAAGAAGAAGACAUGGCGCUUCACAGUGCUCCAAGAAUGGCAUAUGUUGUGUAAAGAUAGAAAAUAUACCAAAGUUAACUAA
This is a messenger RNA of Brassica rapa (field mustard), 603 nucleotides long. RefSeq names its product protein TPLATE. Lineage: Eukaryota; Viridiplantae; Streptophyta; Magnoliopsida; Brassicales; Brassicaceae. Gene Ontology annotation, biological process: endocytosis. The record is from RefSeq and is a predicted model, not a curated record.